AUGAGCGAAGGAUUCUUCAACAAACGGCAAAAAACGGCGCCCUCUGAAAGGACCAAUAACGAGGAUUCGAAGCCCUGGAUUGAAAAGUACAGACCCAAGAAGCUAGAAGAUGUAACGGCCCAAGACCAUGCAGUCAACGUUCUACAGAAAACGCUAAAAUCGGCUAAUCUACCACAUAUGUUGUUCUAUGGGCCCCCGGGAACCGGUAAAACUUCGACUAUUUUGGCAUUAACCAAAGAACUAUACGGCCCAGCGCUUACCAAAAGUCGAGUACUGGAACUAAAUGCUUCAGACGAAAGAGGGAUAGCAAUUGUUCGCGACAAGAUCAAAAAUUUUGCCAGACUAACAGUUUCAAAACCAUCCACGUCCGAUCUUGAAAAUUACCCAUGCCCACCUUAUAAAAUUAUUAUCUUAGAUGAAGCUGAUUCUAUGACCGCAGAUGCUCAAAGCGCACUCAGAAGAACCAUGGAAACUUUCUCAAAUGUAACGCGGUUUUGUCUUAUUUGCAAUUACGUGACAAGAAUUAUAGAUCCUUUGGCGUCGCGUUGCUCGAAGUUCCGCUUCAAAUCUUUGGAUGCUUCAAAUGCACUUGGACGUCUCCAGCACGUUGCGUCCCAAGAAAGCCUCAAUUUGGAAAAUGAAGUGCUGGAAAAAAUACUCAAUGUGUCCCAGGGCGAUCUCAGAAGAGCCAUUAUGCUUCUACAAUCGUCUUCCAAAAUUGUAAAACACUUAGACCCCCCUAUAGUUACACACCUGGCAGUAGACGAACUGGCAGGCACCGUUCCUACAGAUCUGGUGUCGAAUCUCACAACAAAAAUCACCAGUAUGGACUUUUCUGAGAUUAUGAAAUACGUUGGCGAUCUCAAAAGAAGUGGCUGGAGUGGGGCUGCAAUGGUUAAUCAGCUUCAUGAGUACUACAUCAAUAAUGAUCAGCUCACCAAGUCUUUCAAAAAUGAAGUUUCCUGGCUCAUAUUUAAUUCGGAUUCGAAACUAACAAAUGGCGGGAACGAGCAUAUUCAAUUAGCCAGCUUAGCUAUUGGUAUUGCCAACCUGUACAGAAAGGGUAUGUGA
Molecule: messenger RNA, 1071 nt
Organism: Lachancea sp. 'fantastica'
Lineage: Eukaryota; Fungi; Ascomycota; Saccharomycetes; Saccharomycetales; Saccharomycetaceae
Source: the annotation of a GenBank genome assembly